AUGUUCUUAAAUAAUAAUAAUAAUCAUCAACAACAACAACAACAACAACAACAACAACAACAACAGCAGCAGCAAAACAGUGACAACAGCAACACUAGAUUAGACAGCGAUUGA
Molecule: messenger RNA, 114 nt
Organism: Heterostelium album PN500
Lineage: Eukaryota; Evosea; Eumycetozoa; Acytosteliales; Acytosteliaceae
Exons: 1
Coding region: 1-114 (37 amino acids)
Source: RefSeq, a predicted model, not a curated record